CUGUCAACUAAAAAAAGGAACCGGCGAGCCAUAUCACGUGUUAAUUACAUAAGGUGCGCCCUGGCUUGGCACUAAUCUUAUCUAAUCUAAUCAAUCUUGGCAGUUUUCUUCCCACAAACUGAAACUUGACAACGUCUGAUCAUGGUGGACGUACAUGGUGUAUCAAUGUGAUACAAUAUCUUGGUCCUUUAUUGAGUGCAUUUCAUGAUACAUUAAUCGCACCCCGUUGGUGGAGCACAUGGUGAUCAACAUGCACACCGCGGAGACUUUUUCGGAGCGUUAUGCAGCCCCUCGCAUCCCGGUCUUUGAUGAUGUCAGACAACAAUUGGUUUCGAAGCACCUUGAGGGCAUAAACGCCAUAAUACCUAAAAUGUUCGACAGAAACCGAGCAAUAGUGUUGUGAAUGUCUCGUUACCCAUCAGAUAUUAUUGUGCUGACAUGGAUCAGCUCAUGGAAAAGUUGGCGUCAGUUGUGGGUGAUUUUGAACCUCUCAGGUGCAGGGUACACAAGGUUGGAGCCGCACUUUAUGCUCAAAAGCCCCAUAAUCUCAGCCAUCUGGUCGAGAAUAAAACAACCAAGAGAAUUAAAAAUAGUGCUCGGAGACAAUUUGAAAAUGUCUCCGGGGUAAUUGAUGGAUGUUGAAAUGGAUGAGUCUGAGGUAUAAAAGGACCUUGAAGCAUCGCUGUGCCCUGAACUUUUCUCAAGGCAUCAGACAUCCCCUAGCCAAAUACCCUCGUCACAGAGCAUUCAAUACCUGGUAUUCAGCCUUUAUCAACAUUGCCUUAGCAAUCAAUCAUGAGUGGAUACAAUCACCAUCACCACCACCACCAUCAUCACCACAGCCACGGGCAUGGCCCCAGCCAUACCCAGGUCAAUGGAGAAUACUGGAGGUACGGCCCCAUUCCCCCUCCAGUAGGUGCUGCCAGGACGCUGAGAAAUCUUUAGUUCCGCUGCUUCGACUGUGUUUGACACUGAAUGGGUCAUCUCCUGCCAAAAGCAGAUCCGCGAGCACCUCCAGGAGAACCUGUCCUGGUUCGAUGCUCAUCCCCCAACCGAUGGUCAGUUGAAAGGUAAAAUGAUGGACUAUGCGUGCGGUGAAGGAUAUAUCUCACGGUUCUUCACCCCUUAUUUCUCCAAAUGCAUCGGCGUCGACGAGGCCGCCGGCAUGGUUGAAAAAUUCAACCAGACGGCUCGCCAAGAGAAACUGCCAGAGACUCAGAUAUAUGCUGUCAAGGGCAAUCUGACUGAAGCCGAAGGCACUCCCUCCAUUGCCGGAGAGGAAUUCUUCAAGUUCGACCUUAUCAUCAUCGUCCACGCGCUGCAUCACAUCGACGACCCACAGAAGCUGAUCAACAGGCUCACCGAACGUCUUAGACCAGGCGGUAUUGUUGUUGUUGCCGAUUGGGAGAAAAAAGGAAAGGACGUUCAUCCCGUAGAUAUUAAUCAUCCUGCCGCGCACACGGUGUCUCAUAGUGGGUUCACCGAGAACGAUAUGCAUGAGUUUUUCAAAAAGGCAGGCUGCAAGGAGAGCGAAUAUACGGUGCUGAAAGAGGAGAUGACCGUUCCUGAGGUCUGGGGUGGGAAAAAGACUCUAUUUUUUGCGAAGGGGAGAAAGUGAUUUCCUGUUCAUGUCUUAGACUAGAUGGUGGCUGUUUGCCUUGGUAUCUUCUAGACAUCGCUCGAAUAUAGACUGGAAUCAGUAUUUGAAUUUUUCAAGCGGAAGAAAGGAGAGAGCCGUCGACACAAGCCAAUGUGAACAUGGUCAUGUAGGUAGCUGUAGUGGUUGGACGUAUAGGUAUCUGACAAAGUGACCUGAUCAUGAACCCACACAAGUCAUGUAAAACCAGUGGAGAGUAAGCAGGUCUAGAACUGAUAUCGCAGUAAUAGUAUAGUAAAUUAUAGAGAGUCUGCCAACUCCAAGAUUCAUAUUAGCGAUAAUUAGCUUGGAUUCCAAAUAUGUUCAAGAUAAAAAUAACAAUUGAAAAGUAGAAAUCUAGACAUUUGCCCCCAUAUUUAAACGCUUGUCCGGAAACCAAGAUCAGGUAUAUCUCGAUCUUUGAGAAGAUGAUGGGGGGUGUUUGAGGACCUUUGGCAGGUUUCGCUAAGGGCAAAGUUCACCUUUAGAGGAAGCGAAGAAAUCCAAGGCUUUAUACAAGGCUUCGUACGGAUGGGAGAAUCACAUUAGUAGCAUGCA
This is a messenger RNA of Trichophyton rubrum CBS 118892, 2194 nucleotides long. RefSeq lists its product as uncharacterized. The record is from RefSeq and is a predicted model, not a curated record. Lineage: Eukaryota; Fungi; Ascomycota; Eurotiomycetes; Onygenales; Arthrodermataceae. The transcript is spliced from 2 exons. Bases 1076 to 1618 code for a protein of 180 amino acids.